AUGGUCAACGUGCCAAAAGCCAGAAGAACUUUCUGUGACGGCAAGUGCCGCAAGCACACCAACCACAAGGUUACCCAAUACAAGAAGGGAAAGGAGUCCAAGUUCGCCCAAGGACGUCGUCGUUACGACAGAAAACAAUCUGGAUUCGGAGGACAAACCAAGCCAAUCUUCAGAAAGAAGGCCAAGACCACCAAGAAAAUCGUCUUGAGAAUGGAGUGCACUGAUUGCAAGCACAAGAAGCAACUCCCAAUCAAGAGAUGCAAGCACUUCGAGCUCGGAGGACAGAAGAAGUCCCGCGGACAAGUCAUCCAGUUCUAA
Messenger RNA from Caenorhabditis remanei, 318 nucleotides. RefSeq lists its product as uncharacterized. Gene Ontology annotation, cellular component: ribosome; cytosolic large ribosomal subunit. NCBI's taxonomy places the organism in Eukaryota, Metazoa, Nematoda, Chromadorea, Rhabditida, Rhabditidae. The coding region runs from base 1 to 318 and encodes 105 amino acids. The transcript has 3 exons. Gene Ontology annotation, molecular function: structural constituent of ribosome. The record is from RefSeq and is a predicted model, not a curated record. Gene Ontology annotation, biological process: translation.